Danaus chrysippus (African queen) is the source of this 5496-nucleotide messenger RNA. Lineage: Eukaryota; Metazoa; Arthropoda; Insecta; Lepidoptera; Nymphalidae. The record is from the annotation of a GenBank genome assembly.
AUGGCCCAGAAUCAGGGGGAAGUACAAGUGACUCCGAACCAGCCAGUCAAAGAUAAAGAUAUCUAUGCUUGUCUCCCUGAUAUGCGAACUAAUGGUCCACUAAGACCAGAUGAACCUUGUUCUGGUGGCGAAGAGUUGCGAUGGUUGCCCGCUCAAGCAACAGACAGGGAUCUUGUUAUGUACUUAAGAGCUGCUCGCUCGAUGGCAGCGUUUGCAGGUAUGUGUGAUGGAGGAUCCCCGGAUGACGGCUGUGUAGCGGCCAGCCGUGAUGAUACAACUAUCAAUGCUUUAGAUGUUCUACACGACUCAGGUUAUGAUCCCGGCAGAGCACUACAAGCUCUUGUUAAAUGUCCCGUCCCUAAAGGAAUUGAGAAAAAGUGGACUGAAGAAGAAACAAAACGUUUUGUGAAAGGUAUCAGACAGUUUGGUAAGAAUUUCUUUAAGAUUAAAAAAGAUUUACUACCACACAAAGAUACUGCGGAAUUAGUAGAGUUUUAUUAUUUAUGGAAAAAGACUCCUGGUGCGAGUAGUAAUAGACCGCAUAGGAGACGUCGUCAGGCUUCACUGAGACGUGUGAGAAAUACAAGGAACUCUCGUGCUGGCACACCUAAAGAGCAAACACCAGAGGCUACUCCAACUGUGCCCGACACUAACGGCUCUCGGCCCUCGCCUAAUCCAAAAGAAGCUGGCGAAAUGAGUUCAGUUACUGAAGAUGAGAACUCGGAAGAUGACAGUGACUCUCGAGACGCAGGAGAUCUAGUGAAGCCUGAUACUCCUAGAGUUGAAAAUCCCGAUGAUUCACCUAGUAGAAUGAGAACAAGAAAUAAAUCGAAAGAGCAAACAACUCCAAAUGGUAAAAAGGGUCAAGAUGAAAGUGAUAAUGAUGCAAAAGCUAAGAAAGUUAGCAAACCAAAUAUACAAAGUACAAAUAAUAAUAUUACCGAGAAAGUACUAUCAUCUCCUGUAAGUAAGGAUACCAAGAAAAAGGUAACUAAUGGAAAGGUUGAUGUUUCCAAAGUCAAGAAACGUCUUCCUGAUGAUACUAAACCCGAAGGUUGUGGUGGAAUUAUGGAUGGUGAUGUACAGAUGAAGAAGAAGAAAGCUGCCGAACCCCCUGAUAGUCCAGCAGAAAGCUUAACAAAUGAUAGUUUCCCAGCAAUGGAUGACUCGGAGGCUCCUGAACCAGAGGCUGAGGCUUGCGACUUUAGUUUUAGUAAAACAGACAAAGAAAACACUGAUCAAAAUAAAGAACCGGACGCAGAGCAAGCGGUAAAGAGUAUAGAACCACAAAUAAAGACAGAAAUCAAUCCUGAACCGCCAAUUAAAAUAGAAAAAGACAUACUGCCUCCAAUCUUCAAAGUUAUAUCUGAGAAAGAUGAACGAACUGCACUUGAUCUUAAAACAGAUUCCAACAAUGCAAAUAAAAUUCCAGAAAACAUUGAAUCAAGGCCUAUGCCACUGUUUCCUAAGACUGAACUUAUUAUACCUAAAGUUACACCCAUGUCUACAGAGCUUAUAGAGAAAAUAAAAAUAAAGGAAGAAAUUGAUACAGACGACCAAACACUCAAUUUACAGAAGGAGGAAUUCCAAAAAGAUACUCUCUCCCACAACUUUUCAGGACAUGUUUUAAGUCAGUCAAAUAAACCACUUAAUUUAGAAAACACCAACUUUUUUGUUAAAGAUAACCACAUGUAUAAUCCUAAACUUAAUCACAACAUCAAGAUUGAGGGUGCUCCAAAUAACAUCUUUAACCCAGCAACUAUGUCAAAGGAUAGUUCUAUAAUAAGAAAUACGAAAGAUUUCACAAGUGGUAUGCCUCCAUUUUCAUACCCAGCUAAUAUAAACUUUGCAAGUGAUCCUAACAAACAUAAUCCUCACAUCAAUCCACUAAAAACUGUCAUCAAACUUGAACCUCGAGAUGAAACAAGUGAAAUGAAGAAUCAAAACACACCUGAAAUAUUUACAGCAACUAUAUCAGCAGCCAACAAAGUUGAUUCACCAAGUACACCUAGAUUGGAAUCUAUGCAAAGGAUAAGUCCAUCACCUACAAAUCCAAGGGCUUCAUCACCUCCUCAUAUGGAACAUCCUUCCAAUACGAAUACCGAACCUAUAUCGCCUGCAAACACACAAGAAAUGAAAACUCAAGAAUCUGAUAGUGAAGAUAAACAACCUACAGACUUGAAAACUCAACAAAUAUCUAAACAUGAUGCCCAAAAUCUUCGGCAACCGCUAUUCGCUCCACCUGUACGUCCAGAAAAUCUUGGUGUUAGGUCUACAGAAGCCUCAAAUACACCAGUGUCAAUUCAAAAUAUGCCUCCGCCGCCCUUAAGUCAACCAUCUAUGACUGGGCUUUUACCUCCAGGACCACUUAUAUCUGUAGGAGGUGGGUCUAAUGUAGGGCCUUAUGGAUUCAUGCCCUCCGCAUUGUACGGCCAUCCUGGACAUCCUGGGCAUCCAGGAUUAGAUAAACCUGGAUCAAUGCCGCCUUUAAUGCAACAAGUUCCACCAUCACAUAAUCACUCUGCUACAAGUCUUAUUGCUCAACAAUCAAAUCAAAAUGACUCAUCUAUGCCACAAGAUCUUAAAAUUAAACAAGAAGUUCCGGAUAAUAUGCCAGCUAAUCUGUCAACACAAAAUGUGUCUGAUCCUUUGCAAUCAUUAAAGGAAGUCAAAGUGCCUGGAUACCCCAUAGGUAGUGCUAUCGCCCAACAUCUGAGUUCCGAAAGAGACAGAGAGUCCAUUUCAAGUGUAGAAAAUAACAGUCGACCACCAAGCCAACCACAGAAUGAAAAUUCUAAUAUGCAAAGUGCUUUCCUUGGUCCCAGAAUUGAAAGUAUAAAGAAAGAACAGGAUUUCUUGCAUCAACCACAUAUAACGCCAGUAUCAACGAGUCAAGGAAGUGGAUCAGAUUCUGCAAGUACGGCUCCUCCCGUAAAAAGUCCACAUACACCGACACCCAUAAAGAGCCAAUCCAGCCACAAUGGUACCCCUGGCCAUCCACAUCCGUCGGCGACGACGUCUCCGUUUUCAAGACAUAUGACAAGCCCUUCUCAGCCAAGGCAAAUUUCAGCUUCACCAGUGCAACCAAAUACACCGGUAUCGCACUCAGCUCUAAAUUUGAUGAAUCCAACACCAUUGACUAUUCCAGCAACAAUGUCUGGUCCAGUAUUGCAUUCUGGCCAACAGCCUGGACAUCCACCACAUCCGUUUUCGUCACCAUUACAUCAUCCCCAUCAUCCCUUGCUCCAUCCAUCGUCCAUAUUCCAACUAUCCGCCGCAGCUGCUGCUCACGCAAUGCAUCCAUACUAUGCUCACCCUCACCCAGGUUAUUCAAUGCCCUAUCCUUAUCCGUAUGGUCCUUUACCUCAGCCCCAUCCCAUUCCACCAAUGCAUCCAGCUUCCAGUACACCAGGAAGACACGAACCAGUGAAACCGGCAACAAUUGAAUCAACAACUAUGCUAAGCGCUCAUCACAGUACGAGUUCGUCCGUAACAACAAGGUCAUUACGAGAAAUAUCUGAGAGCAGUGAAGAUCCUCGAAAUCCGAACUCAACCACAGAGAGGCAUCAACUACAUGAAACAACUAUGACUCAUCAUCACUCAACCAGUCAUCACAGUGCUGUACACACGAGCACUGAGAAGCAACCCAGCCACGUCGGAGGUGGCACCAAUCAUACCCUCUCUAUAUCGCACUCUACUUCUAGUAGUUCGUCCCAAUCGAUACAACACAAGAUAAAUACACAGCAAAAGUCAAGCUCACAUUCGAGUUCACCCCUGCAUUUGUCGGCAAGUUUAUCUCAGACAACGAGUUCGUCUUCAAGCGUCAAUGUCACCAACAACCACACACAUCACCAUUCUCAUCAUCUUGCUCAUCAUCCAGAGCGAUUGUCGCCGGCUGAUUCGAUGCUUCUCAGACAUCACCCGAAGAUGCUCCCUGGCAACCCAAAUCAUCUUAUGAUUCAACCUCCUUCUAUGGGACAUCCAGGACUAGGUCUCGGCUUACCGCCGGGUCCCGUACCUAGUUCUAUUGAAAGCUUAAGAUUACAUGCUCAAGCAGCUGCAAGUUUACAAUCAGCGCAUGCUAGAUCCGGUUCCCCUCAUCAGAUGCCACAUGGUCAUCCACAUCUUCGUGGUCCACCAAGACCAAUUCCAGACGAUAAUCCAGAACUUAAGUUGGAAACGCAGUCACAACCAGAAGAAGAAGAAAUUCCAAGUCCAGCUCACAUACCUCACGGUCCCAGUCCAGAACCUAAAAUAGAGGAUACAGAAUGUCACAGGUCACAAUCUGCAAUAUUCUUAAGACAUUGGAAUCGAGGUGACUACAACUCUUGUACGCGUACAGAUCUUAUAUUUAAACCUGUACCAGAGUCUAAACUUGCCCGUAAGAGGGAAGAGAGACUUAGAAAGCAAGCAGAAAGAGAUAGAGAAGAGAGAGAGAAAAUUGCUCAACAAGCGCACAGAAAGAUCGCUACACCUGAAAAACCAGAAACAAAACCCCCUUCAAGAGGUGCAAUCGAAACAAUCACAUCUCCUUAUGAUCGAUUUCCAAGACCACCUGGAUAUCCAGACACUCCGGCAUUACGACAGUUAUCCGAAUAUGCUCGACCUCAUGCUGGGUUCAGUCCAGGAAAUAUACCGCGGCAUUGUAUGGACCCGAUGCUUCAAUAUCAAUUAAGUUCCAUGUAUGGGGCGGCUGGAGCGAGAGAACGCCUUGAACUUGAACAUUUAGAAAGAGAAAAACGGGACAGAGAAAUACGAGAGUUACGAGAACGUGAACUGAACGAUCGACUGAAAGAAGAAUUAUUAAAGAAUAACGUCGGACCGAGAGCCAUCGAUCCCCACUGGUUAGAAAUGCACAGAAGAUAUGGUAUGCCACCUCCGCCACCCCAAGGAGCUAUUCCUGUCCAGUUUGGAUUGUUUCCGCCGGGGCACGGGCCCGCCGCCCUGUCUCAACUAGAAAGAGAAAGGUUAGAAAGACUCGGUAUACCUCCCGCCGGUGCGGGAGGGCCGCCGCAGUCAGUACCAGUAUCCGGCGCUCCUUCACAUCACCCGCAUCACCCACACCCUGGAGUAGCGGCCGCGCAACUGGAAGCAGCUGAGAGACUAGCGCUAGCAGCGGACCCCAUGGUGCGACUACAGAUGGCAGGAAUCAAUCCGGAGUAUCACGCGCACACUCACGCACACACACAUGCACACUCCCACACGCAUUUACACCUACACCCAGGACAACAAGCUGCACAGGCGCAGCAAGAUGCCCUUAGUCUCGGUUUGGGUGGUGGAGGGCCGUACAGGCCGCUUCCACAUCCAGACCUGCUAGGUAGGCCGUACGCUGAGCAACUGGCUCAUCAGGCGGCCGCUCACGAACAGCUGCAGAGACAACUGUUAUUGGAGCGCGAGCGUGGUUUCCUCCACCACGAAGACUUCCUGCGCCAGCAGCGGGAACGUGAACUGAAAGUUCGGGCGUUGGAGGAGGCGGCGCGCGCCUCGCGACCCUAG